This is a messenger RNA of Ciona intestinalis (vase tunicate), 2959 nucleotides long. Lineage: Eukaryota; Metazoa; Chordata; Ascidiacea; Phlebobranchia; Cionidae. The record is from RefSeq and is a predicted model, not a curated record.
GUGGUUUAGUUUAAUGGAGAAAGCGGCAGACACAUCACCUGUGAAAAACACAACAACAGAAAAUGAAGAAAACAAAACCGAAAAGAGGAAACCUCCACCACCUAGAAAAAACAAAUCGUCGUCUUCAUUGAGCACAGACAGUGAUGACGUCACAUCCGGGUCAAAGGUCACCGUCAGACCCACCAGCAAAGCUUCCGAAACCAGAGAAUUACAUUCGAUAUCUGAGGUAAAUAGUACAGUGUUGGAAACAGAAGCAGAUACAACACAUGAAGACGAAAAAGAAGUUUCGGUUCCUCCUACAUCUAAAAGAGACAUCCGUCGCUCUGCAAAACCUCGGCGAUCCUCUUCAUCCGGAUCUGUUACAACACAAGAUUGCUCCACAAGCUCUUCUGGAGGUUCUUCCGCACCAUCCUCCGCUAUUGCUGGAAGCCCGUCCACCGGUUCCACUUUUUCCACUGUUUCCGGACCUUCUCCGAGCUCUAGAAGUUCAACAUACAAAACAACAGCACCCUUGCGUAGAACCAGCACCCUAGGACAAUUCCAGCAAAACUCGGUCCCUGUAGGAGACGCGAAUAGCCGCUUGCUGAAAAUGGCUUUAAAGCGAGAAUGGUCGCAGCUCGAACUUACGUUACGUUACAUGGCAAGGUCCGAUCCUGGCCUAUUUGUUGUGGACGACGAGACUGGGCUUAAUCCGCUCAUGCUCGCUGCACGUGACAACCGCUUGGUGGUAGUAGAGCGCCUCAUUGAGAUGGGGGUUAAUAUUAACGACAGAGCUCGAGAUGGACAAGCGGCAAUCCACUUUGCAGUGACGCAUGGCCGAGAAGAAGUUGUUCAUCUUCUUAUUAAAAAGAGGGCGGAACUUAACGUGAAGGGCGGGGAGAAGCAGCAACUACCAUUACACAUGGCUAGCUCAAGAACCGGAAAUAAUUCGUCGUCCAUUGCACAAGCUGUUGUCAGGGCAACGAGUAAAAACCUCCGCCUCGUGCCAGACAAGGAUGGUAACAUCGCGCUUUUCAAUGCAAUCAACGAAAACAACCAAGCUGCUUACCGUGAACUCCUCAGCGUGUUCUCGGAAGAGCAACUCCGGUACCAACAUCCGGGAUCAGGGAAUACAGUCCUACAUCUUGCGUGCGAAAGAAGAGACGCAGAAAUGGUGAAACUUUUCUGUAAAAAGGGGUCGCUUGUUAACGUUCAAAACAAAGAAGGCAUAACCGCAUUACAUAUAGCAGCGUCCAUGGGUGAUAUACCGAUCAUAGAAUGUUUAUACGCGCAUAAAGCGGACCCAGGUUUACUGGACCAUAUGGAGAGAACACCACUUCACACGGCCGCUGAAAAAGGUCACACAAGUGUCGUUGAAUUAUUGGCGGAUCGGUUUCCGAAGGCUGUUUUACGACGAACUAAGGACGGUAGCACCCUUAUGCACAUUGCUUCUGAAUGCGGGCAUCCUGAGACUGCGCUCGCGUUUCUUAAAAAAGGAGUUCCUCUGCAUAUGCCAAACAAAUCAGGAGCUGUGUGCCUUCACUCUGCUGCGAAAAACAACCACGUGGAAGUAGUUCGAACUUUACUUAUGAAAGGAGCGCAUGUGGACGCAAAAACUAAGAACAAGUUAACUGCCUUGCACGUCGCUGUGCAACAUUGUCGUCCAUUGGUGGUUCAAAUGUUACUGGGGUUCGGGGCUCCGGUUCAAAUGAAAGGAGGAAGCAAAAGAGAAACACCGUUGCAUCUAGCAGCACAAAUACCCGACGGCGAGCAAGUUUCCGAGAUGUUAAUAAAGUCUGGCGCUGACGUCAACUGUGAACGGGAAGAUGGGGAGACAGCUGUACAUAUGGCGGCAAGAGGAGGAAAUUUAAACACUUUUAAACUAUUGUUAGAAGAAGGAGGCGACCUACGAACGCAAUCGAAGUCGUGUGAAAACGCCCUGCACAUUGCUGUACGUCAUUGCAGAUGGGAUAUUAUCAGUCAUAUGCUGGAAUUUCUUGAAGCCAAAUAUUCUAGAUAUGAAGCAACGAUGUGUGUUAAUAUGGAGAACAGGGAAGGGGAAACCCCAAUGCACCUUGCAGCGGAAUUAACAAGAGAGCGAGCGCACGUCGACGGGGAGGAAUUAAAAAUCGUUCAUCUAUUGUUAACUUAUGGCGGAGAUGUGAACUUCUGUACCAAACUAACACAUGAAACCCCAUUACAUUACUGCGCACGAUCUGGGAAUGAACAUUCGCUUCGAAUAUUACUUGAACGCAUCGGGAAAUAUCCGGAUAAAAUGCCCAGUAUUAUAAACAGGCAGGCAAAGAACGGUUGGUCUCCGCUGUUAUUCGCAAGCGACGAAGGUCAUCAGGCAUCGGUUGAUAUCCUGCUACAACACAGUGCGAGAGUGGACGUGUUCGAUGAGAACGGUAAAGCUGCCCUGCAUCUCGCUGCUGAGAACGCUCACGACGUCAUAGCAGAUAUGCUCAUACGAAAGAAAGCUUUUAUUAACGCAAAGACAAAGUUAGGAUUAACACCUCUGCACUUAGCCGCACAACGUGGAUACAACGACCUUGUAAAGAAAUUGCUCAGUCCUAUUGGUUCUGAACAAAAGGCUUCAAUAGACGCUCUUAGCUUGGACAAGAAAACGCCACUACAUAAAGCUGCCGAAGAUGGGAAAAUUGACGUAUGCCAAACGUUGUUAAAUGCUGGUGCUGAUGUACUUGCUACAGAUAGUCACGGACAAACGCCUCUCCAUCUGGCUGCAGAAAACGAUCACUCCAACGUGGUGGGAAUGUUCCUGGCUCACAGAGGAAAUCUCGUAGAGAUAGAAAACAAGAACGGAUCAACCUGCGCCCAUAUUGCGGCCUCAAAGGGCAGUGUUGCCGUGAUAAAAGAACUUCUCAACUCAAACAGGGAGAGUGUAACAACGACCGCAAACAAGGUAUUCGAACACGAAAACAGAGUUUUACAUGGGUUUAGCAACCACGCUUUUAUUUAA